AUGCUUUAUGGGACUGUCACGGAGUUUUGUAUACCCUCAGAAUGCCCUGUAAUGUCUGCCGGCCCACGAUAUGAGUAUCUGUGGGAAGACGGUGUCAAGUACAAACGACCCACAAAACUGGCGGCGCCAGAUUAUGUGGACGCGCUCAUGAACUGGGCUCAGAACCUGCUCGACGACGAAUCGAUCUUCCCCAACAAGAUCGGCGUUGCAUUUCCAAGGAGCUUUCGCGAUACGGUGAAGACGAUUGUGAGGCGUCUGUUCCGUGUGUAUGCGCACAUCUACAGCAACCACUUUGACCACAUAUGCGCGCUCGGCAUCGAAGCUCAUCUCAAUACGAGCUACCGGCAUUUCUUCCUGUUUAUCAACGAGUUUGACCUUGUCGACAAAAAGGAACUCGCACCGCUUGAUGAACUGAACGAUGCGAUCCUGGCAGAAGACUUGAAAGCGCGGUAG
This is a messenger RNA of Psilocybe cubensis, 453 nucleotides long. RefSeq names its product MOB kinase activator-like 1-like protein A. The transcript has 6 exons. NCBI's taxonomy places the organism in Eukaryota, Fungi, Basidiomycota, Agaricomycetes, Agaricales, Agrocybaceae. The record is from RefSeq and is a predicted model, not a curated record. Gene Ontology annotation, cellular component: nucleus; cytoplasm. Bases 1 to 453 code for a protein of 150 amino acids. Gene Ontology annotation, molecular function: protein kinase activator activity. Gene Ontology annotation, biological process: positive regulation of protein phosphorylation; signal transduction; cell division.